Molecule: messenger RNA, 650 nt
Organism: Dimorphilus gyrociliatus
Lineage: Eukaryota; Metazoa; Annelida; Polychaeta; Dinophilidae
Source: the annotation of a GenBank genome assembly
AAUAGGCUGAAUAUAAAACAAAGUGACGUCACGAUAGUGCGGUUGUGUUCCUAAAUUUUUUGUUUUUCUUCUUUUAUGAGUGAGUUUACGUCUAUUUUUAUUAUUUAUCAAAACAGAAAUGUUAAUGUUAAUGGAUAAUAUUAUUCAGAUCAUUGGUUGAAAAGAUCUAGAAUAAUAAGUAUAAUUUUAGUAAGUACAUAGUUAAUUUCAGCAAUCAAGCAAUGCAUGAACAAAAUUAUAUUUAUCUUUAACAAUUAUUAAACAAUACUCUAUUAGAAAUGUCCAUCAAAAUGAUAAACGAUGAAGGCUUGAGCAAUGUUUCAUUAUCGUCUGACACCGAAACAGAAUUGGAACGGUCGACUAUUGACAACGCUAAAGAAUCAGCAGACCAAUUAAAGAAACACGACAUGUCAAAUUUCGGCUUUGAUCAAGAAACUAAUGCUGAUGAAGAAGAGGAAAAGCAGAGACUUAUUUCUCAAGUUCUAGAACUUCAAAACACUUUGGAUGAUUUAUCUCAACGAGUUGACGCCGUUAAAGAAGAGAAUUUAAAAUUGAAAUCAGAAAAUCAAGUUCUUGGCCAAUAUAUAGAGAACUUAAUGAAAGCUAGCGCCGUUUUUCAAUCGACUUCUCAAUCAGCAAAGAAAAAAUAA